UGCUUACAUCACCCCCUUCAUGAGAACUGUAUCCCUUGUAGAUAUACAUCUGUAGAUAUAUCUAUGGUGUAAACUGGCAAGUAUUAUUAAAUGCUUUCGCGCUUUUGCUAGUGUUCUCUCUUGGAUCGCUUGCCCUGGGAUUCAUGUCAUAUAAAUAGUUUAGACUCGAAGCUAUGUACGUACAAUACAAUGGGAACGACCAGUAUGAGGUAAACUAAACUCUUUUUGAAACAUGACUCAACUUCUGUAUGGACUGUCAAUGGGCUGUAGAUAUUAAUAGCAAGCGAUAUAUCUACCUGCAAUAACUGAUGGGAACAUCCGCUUAUUGUAAGAAUAUAGGUCUAAUAAUGUACCUGACCGUUGCUUCCCGCCGUGACACGUAGACAUAUCAUCUGCGGACUGACUGUCUACGAUAUCGGAGGUGGUAUGAUAUAGUAACGACGAUGGAUACUGAGGCACCGAAGGAGUGCGUAUGAGGCAGGUUGCCUUGGAAAGUGUCCUUACUAUACAGAGUAGUGCUGUAUGUAUGUAGGUAGAUACUUAUAGGUUAUGGUAUUAUAUAUCGAAAGAGAAUUGCGUACAAUAUAUACUGCAGGAAUGGCAUGUCAGAUGGCACUAUAUAUACUACCCUGACUCAAGAAAAUGCUGCUUUCUCCAGGAUUGAUGACAUUCCCACAUCGAGCGGAGUCGGGUGGAAACAACCAUUGUUCAUCUUCAAGGAACAGGUUCUGUCACUCCACAUCAACAAUGAUAACUAUGAUAAGGUUCUGCUCAUGUGGGAUGGUGGAUGUGCCAUGAGGACUGAGCGCCAGCAUUGGAUGGGCGGGACUGUCAACUGCGGAGAAGGGGUGCAGGAAGGUCCAUUCCACCUGCCGCCUUAUUUUGGGACUAUAUCGCACCCAGAGAGGGCUUAAUUGAACCUGAAAAAUGCCAUCCAGAUGAGGAAUGCCAUUCCUGAAUCCUUCCCGCUGCGCCUGACACCGGCCCAAUUGUUUCGUUUGAAUGCGGCCAAACGGUACAAGAGGAAUGAGAGCGCGAUCGGAAUUUAGUGAAGGGCGUGGGUGUGGUAUCGUAUCAGGAUGUAUGAAGUACCUACGUUACAAAGUACUACCCGAUUCUUCUCGUCCAGCCAAUAGUACCUCCCACACCUCAGGCAUCCGUAAUUCCCUUUACGUAGCCAUGUCUGAAAGCAGACUAGGUCGUCGUCACCAACGAACCUCUCUUCACAACCCAACUCCAUCAUCCUGCAAGUCUAGGGCCGUUCGCCCCUCUAUUCACUUAUCAUCACCCCUCAUCUAGCGCUUUGUCGACCUAUGCUUAUUAUCACAUCCUGGAGGACGAUAAUGACGAUUGUUAUGGAUGAUCGACU
Aspergillus pseudotamarii is the source of this 1369-nucleotide messenger RNA. RefSeq lists its product as uncharacterized. The coding region runs from base 603 to 914 and encodes 103 amino acids. The record is from RefSeq and is a predicted model, not a curated record. The transcript is spliced from 2 exons. Lineage: Eukaryota; Fungi; Ascomycota; Eurotiomycetes; Eurotiales; Aspergillaceae.